AUGGACAUCAACACCCUGAACCACGAAGUCUUGAGGCCCUCUGGGUACUUCAAACAGUACAUAGAUGACCAGGUUUUUGAGGAAGUCUCUAGUUGUACCAACCAGCGGGAAGUGCUGGUCUCUGGGAACACCCUUAAAACCACUCCAGAGGAGGUGAAAACCUUCUUUGGAAUGGCAAUGUACAUGUCAUGUCUCAAAUACCCGAGGAUCCGCAUGUAUUGGGCAGCAAAGACAAGGGUCCCUAUCAUCACCAACUCAAUGACCAGGGACAGAUUCUUCAAAAUCCGCCAGUCCAUCAAAGUGACAGAUGACUUUGCCAUCUCAGAUGACCACAAAAAAGAGGAUGCACUCUGGAAGGUCAGGCCUCUGUUAAACAGAGUGCAACAAGGCUGCCUCAAUCAGCCAAGACCAUUGAAGGCCUGCAUAGAUGAACAGAUGAUUCCUUUCACAGGCCGGUGCCCUGUGCGCCAGUUUGUGCCAGGCAAGCCAAAUCCUACUGGUCUGAAGGUUUUUGUGCUUGCCAGUCCCAGUGGCAUGGUGCUUGAUUUUGAAGUGUACAAGGGGAAAAACACAUUCAGAGAUAAGCAGGUGGGCAUUGGGGGGAAUGCUGUCAUUCGCAUGGCAGAAUCACUGCCAAGGGGUUCCCACCUGUACUUUGACAGGUAUUUCACAUCGGUCAAAGUCCUGGAUCGACUGAAGGCAAAUGGUCUCCUGGCAACGGGGACCAUUAUGAAGAAUCGAAUCCCUGCCAUCUGUAAGGCCAAGAUGUCCAAUGACACCAUGCGUCGGCAACAAGAGAGAGGUGCCUCCGAAAUGGUUGUAAGGAAACCAGGAACAGAGAUUGCUGUGACUAAGUGGUUCGACAACAAAGAAGUCCUCAUGGCAUCUACUAUCCAUGGGAUAGAGCCCCAGGAUAGCUGCACAAGGUGGUCAAAAAAAGAGAAGCGCCAUGUCACUGUGCCUAGACCUGCUGUUGUGGCGGAGUAUAACAACAACAUGGGUGGGGUUGAUCUGUGUGACCGCAUGAUCAGCUAUUAUCCCAUGUCAAGCCGCACAAAGAAGUGGACCGUCCGCACCAUGCUGCAUUUCUUUGAUCUGGCUGCCACAAACAGCUGGAUCCAGUACAGGUCAGACCACCAGGCCUCUGGGAGACCAGCAAAAGAGAGGAUGCAGUACUUUGAUUUCAAGCUGCUACUGGCGGAGGAAAUGCUGUCCCAGGCACAGGGUGGUGCAGACAGUCAAGAUGAAGAGGUGUCCAGUGGUGAGGAAGAUGAGGUGAGCACCUGGGGGGAUGAAGAGAACAUUCCCAAAAAGAAAAGGAGGUCUGUUAAGCCACAGCCCAACAAAGAAGUGAAGAAGUAUGGAGCACUACAUUUGCCAAAAAUGGUGGAGACAGCGAAUUCUUCAAGGUGCAGGAGAGAAGGAUGCAAAGGGAAGACAUUUGUGAAGUGUGUGAAGUGCAACAUGUUUCUUUGUGUCUCAAAGGCCAAGAAUUGCUUCCUGAUGUACCAUGCAUGA
This is a messenger RNA of Cololabis saira (Pacific saury), 1518 nucleotides long. RefSeq names its product piggyBac transposable element-derived protein 3-like. NCBI's taxonomy places the organism in Eukaryota, Metazoa, Chordata, Actinopteri, Beloniformes, Belonidae. The transcript has a single exon. The record is from RefSeq and is a predicted model, not a curated record. The coding region runs from base 1 to 1518 and encodes 505 amino acids.